Silurus meridionalis is the source of this 1737-nucleotide messenger RNA. Its product is annotated as mitochondrial uncoupling protein 2-like. Lineage: Eukaryota; Metazoa; Chordata; Actinopteri; Siluriformes; Siluridae. Gene Ontology annotation, cellular component: mitochondrial membrane. Gene Ontology annotation, molecular function: oxidative phosphorylation uncoupler activity. The coding region runs from base 286 to 1215 and encodes 309 amino acids. The record is from RefSeq and is a predicted model, not a curated record. The transcript is spliced from 8 exons. Gene Ontology annotation, biological process: adaptive thermogenesis; response to cold; mitochondrial transmembrane transport.
UUGCAAGAGUGGUUUGACAGCGAACAAGAAGUGUCUGAGCUCAGAGGGUGAGGCUCAAUCUUUGGAAUACUGCUCUAUAUAGAAAACAAAUUUCCUGAAAGAUUUCAAACCCAAGUGGUAUGCUACUUUGGAAUAUCAUUUCAUCCAUUUUUAUGGCCGAAUUUAGUAAAAUUCGAAGACAUCUGCAACAACGACAUAGAAUCCCAGUUGAAGAAACUUAAGUGGACUUGGAAAAAAAUCUAUUUUACAAAACAAGUGUGACUGUUCUACUCAGUGAAAAAGAACAUGGUUGGAAUCAAGCCUAAAGAUCUUGCUCCCUCAGCCACUGUAAAGUUCUUCGGUGCAGGAACAGCAGCCUGCAUUGCUGAUUUAAUGACUUUUCCCCUUGACACUGCCAAAGUCAGGCUUCAGAUCCAGGGCGAGUCCAAACCUGCUGAAGGUGCAGCAGGGGUGAAAUAUCGGGGAGUGUUUGGCACUAUUACCACAAUGGUGCGCACAGAGGGGCCGCGGAGCCUUUACAAUGGCCUGGUGGCUGGACUGCAGAGGCAGAUGAGCUUCGCUUCAGUCCGCAUCGGCCUUUAUGACUCUACGAAGCAGUUCUACACUCGAGGAUCUGACAAUGCAGGCAUUGUGAGUAAACUGCUAGCCGGCUGCACUACUGGGGCCAUGGCUGUGGCAUUUGCACAGCCCACAGAUGUAGUAAAAGUACGUUUCCAGGCCCAAGGCCUUCAAGCCGAUGGAGUAAAGCGUUACAGUGGCACCAUGAAUGCCUACAAGACCAUCGCUCAUGAUGAAGGCAUCAGAGGGCUGUGGAAAGGUUGCAUGCCAAAUAUCACAAGAAACGCUAUUGUGAACUGUGCAGAGCUGGUAACCUAUGACAUCAUCAAAGAACUUAUACUAAAGUAUAAUCUCAUGACAGAUAACAUGCCAUGCCACUUCACGGCUGCAUUUGGAGCUGGUUUCUGCACUACCAUUGUAGCCUCUCCGGUCGACGUGGUGAAGACUCGCUUUAUGAACUCUACUGCUAGCCAGUACAGCAGUGCCAUCAACUGUGCCCUUUCCAUGCUUACCAAGGAAGGGCCGACUGCCUUUUACAAAGGGUUCAUGCCCUCGUUUCUUCGCCUUGGGUCCUGGAACAUUGUAAUGUUUGUCUCCUAUGAACAAAUAAAAAGAGCCAUGACAAGAGUUCAGCAGUCAUGGGAGGCACCGUUUUGAGUGCUUCCUUUCAAGGCGACAAAACAAAGAUCUCGUCAUGUCCUGUUAACUAUUUCACUUUAAACCAGACGACUGCAUCAGAACCCUGUAUGGCGGUGGAGAAGACACAAAUGAGAUGUAAAAAAAAACUUGAAAAAACUGAAAAAAGAUUGCCUUUCAUUAAAGGACAUUGCACCCUCUAUACAAAUAUUGGGAGAUUAUCCUGUGGAAAAGGCCAAGUACAGUUUGGAACUAUCCAAACAAGAUAGCAAAUUUUCCCUUUACAGCAUCCACAUGUUCUUGUCUUCUCUGUAGAGUUUGCACAUAUAUGUUUUGUUUUGUUUGGGCAUUUGUCUGCAUAGGUUUUUCAGGAAAAUGAAGCUUAAUGAAAUGUUUACAGGAUUGUUUACAAGUGCCACACAUUUUGGGUCCAUAGAUUGGGGAUUGUAUGUAAUUUAUCAACAGACAGAUUUUCUCCCUAUAUGAAAAUUGUUAUGAUUUUUUGUACAAUUUGUAUUUCUCUUAAUAAAAUUUAUAACUUUA